AUGAGCAAAUAUCCUGAAUUCGCUCCACAAAACAAGGAUCUUGAUAAGGCUGAAAAGGAAUUCCUUUUCCAUUUUGGGUUCGGAAGGAAGACUAUGGAUUUGCCGAAAUUUGUCUGCGCUGGUGGAUCUCAAAACAGAAUGAAGCUGUUUGCCGAAACCUUCGCCAAAGAGUGUAAAUUAGAAUGCAGCGAGAACCUCUCCAAGACUGAUCGAUUUGUACUUUAUAAAACUGGAAAAGUUCUAUGGGUGAACCAUGGUAUGGGAUGUCCAUCGUUGAGCAUUAUGCUCACUGAGAUGUUGAAACUCAUGUACUAUGCCAAAGCAAAGGACUUCAGAUUUAUUCGUCUUGGAACAUGUGGAGGAUUAGGACUAGAAGCGGGAGUAGUGGUCGUCUCUAAAAAUGCACUCAAUCACGAGUUAAACGAAAAGUAUACACAAUGGGUUGGAGAUAAAAAGUUUGAGCGUGACGCGUAUCUCGAUGAAGAGUUGCGGAACGAAAUCAUAGCCACAGCUAAAGAACAACAGAUUCCCGUUGAAACGGGACUGACUCUAUGUUGUGACGAAUUUUACGAAGGACAAAUGCGUCUUGACAGCUUUUUGCGUGAGUAUGCACCAGAAGAAAGGCAUAUUUACUUCAAAAAAGCGUACGAUAAAGGAGUCAAAGGUAAGUGUGGCACCGAAGGUAAAGUGCCGCAAGAACAGUGA
Messenger RNA from Cylicocyclus nassatus, 705 nucleotides. The record is from the annotation of a GenBank genome assembly. Lineage: Eukaryota; Metazoa; Nematoda; Chromadorea; Rhabditida; Strongylidae.